AUCGAGAAGGAACGACCCUCGGUGCCUUUACUGAGGGACGGAUCACAGAGUUUCAUUACAGAUCACAACCUGACAGAGACUUGAGGAUAUCAUCUGUUCGAAUUUCAAUCAUGAAGCGCUCACCCUGCGGACUGCAACUUGUUCACUUCUUAAUAAUCUUCCCUUUCAUCAGUGGGUCUCCUUUCCAGUACUAUAACAUGUUUCGAGGUGAAGCAUAUUCAGGCUCAGACACGCGGCAGAAAAACAAGUGAGUAAAAGAUGCCUAAAUCUUGCAUAAACAAGAAACUGAAAUCAAAAUCCUCCUUAAUUGAUCGUUACGACAGUAUUUGCUGUGCGUAAAUUCGAUUAAUGUCGGUGCGUAAAAGUGCGCACCAAAGCUGUCGUCGUUCAUACGGUGUAAAUAUCUAGUGAUUUUUUGCAGAAACUGGUGCGCUUACGUCGUGCACAAGAACGUAACCUGCGCCGUCGUGGGAGGCACGGAGAGUUUCGUGCAGCCGGAGCCUUUACCGUGUCCACCGGAGCUGCCAAACUGUGCGAGAGAAGUCAUGUAAGUUCCCCAAAGUCCUCACACUCCAGCAUGAUAUGUGAAGGAUGUAUUUUCACUGAUAUUUUUGACAGUGUAAAUCAGUCAUGGUUGUUUUAAAAUAAUCAAUAACAGAAUAGUUUAGCUGGUACAUCUUUGGCUUGAUUAAUCCAAGGUUCAGGGGCGUGCCCGGACGUUUUUGACAGGGUGGCUCAGCUCAGGCAUCGACUCAUGUAGGGGCUACAUGGGGUAUGUGUGUAGGGGAGAGUGGGGUAAGUUGAAUCAAAAGGUAAGUUGAGCCACCCUCUGUUGCUUGGAAAUGGUAAAAGAAAUUGAUCAUCUGACCAAAUAUUUAGAAGAUGGGCAUCAAUUCAUGGAGUCUGUGAAGGUUAGAAGCACAUGGGUGAAGGGGUUAGACAUUUAUUUCUGAAAAAAAAACAUUUUUCACUCUUGAAAGUGAAUUUAGUCUGUCAUAAGUUUUACUAGAAUUGUGUUCAGACCAAAAAAGAUCAUUUUAAAUUUGUUUCAUACAUCAAUUGUGGUAUCUAUGCGCUACAACAGGAGAUUUAAAAGUUACCACAUUGUUGUUUUACUUUAAGUUCAUUCGAAAUUAACAGGAAUAUAUUCUACAGUGGAAUAUAAACAUGGAAUAUUGCCCUUCGGUGCUCGAAUUUAGCCACCCCAGUCAAAAAAGUCUGGUUCUGCCUUUGUGUCCACCAUAGUUUGGUCUCAUAACUCAGUCACAAAAUCACGUUGAUAAUGAGAGACUAUGUCCUCAUUUAAGACAGUCUAUGGUUGCAACACCGUCCAGACAUUUAACUUGAACAUAAGUUUGGAUUUUGGGUCAGCAAUCAUGCCACCUCAUGCAUUUGCUCUGGACACACCCCUGCCGGGAUUGUGGGAUUAAGCUGCUGCCUGCUUUAUUAAAUGUUUUGUGUUAAAUUCCUUUCCCAACCCUCAAUAUUCUUGAACAUAUUCUUGUGGUUAUGUUGUCAUACUCCAGAAACAUAAAAUAUGUACUGUACAUUCCUACAUGAGAAUAAGACGAGUGCUCAGAAGAGUCUAAAACAAACCUUAUGGAGUUGUUUUAUUCAAGCAUCUGUGUUGAAUCUUCAUCGAUGGUAAACACAGACUGACUAUGCUCUGGCUUUGUUUUGCUUCAGUGUUUAUUGAGCAACAAACACACAAAAGAUGUAGUUAAUCAUGGGGUGGUAGGGCCGUGUGGGCCAAUAGUGUCUUCAUGAGGGGAAGCGGAGAGCGGAAAAUCUCCAGUUGUGUGCUGCCAACUGCAUAAUUAACUGGUCGUAACUGUGACCUGUGAUCGUACAAUCAUGAGAGACUAACUGUCUAAUUAAUGGAGUUGUGCCAAGUCUGAUUUUGACAGAUAGAAUUAUUCUUAGUGUACUAUCAGGUAAUAAACCAAUUUAAAGCAAAGGUUUUGAUGUCCUGAUGUGUUGAAUCCUUCCAGAUAUCGUACACACUUCAGACCGAUGUAUAAGAUUGGAUAUAAGACUGUGACAGAACUGGAGUGGAGGUGCUGCCCAGCGUACCAGGGGCAUGACUGCACGGAGGUCAAAGACAUGAAGCUACUCCAAGGGGAGGGUGUGCCUCAUGCUGCAUCUACCUCCAGACAUAUUCCAGUCCCACAAGGUGAGAGGCAUUGAAAGAGAGCAAAGAGAAAAACAUGAACAGCAUGAGAAAAAGAGUUUCCAAAGUAUGCAACUGCUGGAAAAAAGCCAGAAUACAAGCAAUCAGAUUCUUGUUACCCAACCGUGUCUUUUGUUUUCCCCUAUAGCUCCAUCACAGCAUAAAGACAGCCAGAGGAACCAUCCAUGGGGAGGGGAGAGGCAGUUGUCGGGUCAGACAGGUCACAGGCCACAAGGGGGUCAUGGAGGAUCUCAAAACGCACAACACCUGGAGGAGGAGGUGCAGCGCCUGUCCCAGAUGGUCCUCAACAUGCAGGCAAGAAUGACGGACAUGUCGUCUAACCUGAGACUGGAUUUCCAAGAGGAUGCCAGUAAAAUCUUUGUUACACUCUUGAAUAACUACAAGCAGCCGGCCAGUGCAAGAGGGGAAGAGGCCCAAACCGGCCAAGUGCAGGACUUCUCAUUUGAGCGCGAUCCAACAGCAAUCGAUGAGGUCAUGAAUAAGAUCAGCCAGGUGUCACAUGAUCUGGAGUCCAAGAAAAACACUCUGGAGGAUCUGCUGGGCCGUGUCAACCACCAUGAUGGACAAAUUCAUCUGUUAAUGGAGGCUGCUCAGAACCAGCUGCCUGCACACACUCCUCCGCAGACUAUUGAUGCAGAUCUGCGAGCCUACCUGGACGAGAAGAUCAGCGCCCUGAGAGAGGAGUUAAUGGAGGGAAUGGAUAUCAAAAUGGCGGACAUGAAGAACUCGUGCGAUUACAAAAUCAUGUCAGUUCAGGAGCAGUGCGAGGGACAGGAGACUAACUACCUCAGCCUGGCCGAGCUCAUGGACUCAAAGGAAACAGACCUCCGCAAUGAGAUCAAGGACCUCAAGAGCAAGCUUGGUAAUCCGGCUAACCGCGACCAUGGCUCCAUGCUAGCACAAGUGGAGAACCUAGAGAUUCGCCUGAACUCAUCUGAGAAGACAGCAGCUGCACGAUGCCUUUCAGUGGAGGAGAAGCUCAAGAAAGAACAGAUGGAGGCUUUCAAAGAGCUGAAAGAGACUCUGGAGGACAAGCUGGCCUCCAUGAGAGACAGACUCAUCACUAACUCCAUAACUGGUGGACAUCCGGGGAAUCAAGACAGUCUACAAGGGGACAUUAAAUCUUUAAAGAUUUCGGUUCAUUCUCUUGAGUCUCGCUUCAGUGUCUUGGACCAGUUGUGUUCGAAGGAGUGCAAGGCUGAUUUGACCGCUGUAGAAAGUGUUCGACAAGAUUUGCAGAGCUGCAGAAGUGCCGUCGAUGCUCUGGAGACGAGUCUAAAGGCCCAGACCAACGGCCUUGGAGCCAUGGAGGGACAACUCCUCAACUGCAGCACCAACAUUGAGAAUGUGUACGGAGUGUUGAAUGGUGUGAAAGGACACAUGGGCAAGUUGGAGGACUCGCUAUCAGAUGUAGUCCACCGGCAGUCUCAGACCCUGCAAAGCCUCAACUCCACUUGGAGUCGCGUUAGAUCUGGGGCCGAGCAGGAGGCCAAGGAGCUUUUGGAUCUCCACAAGACUCAGAAUCAGGAGCUGAGGAACCGGCUGGAGGAGCUGGCGAGGCAGGUGAAGGCUGACACUGAUGACUGCCGUGGACAAACAGAGGACAUCGGGAAGGAGGUCGCCCACAUGGACAGCCGAAUUGUCAACGUGGAGAGUUUAUGUGGCAAGCUGGAUCCUAUCUCCGGUAGCCUUCAGAGGAUCAAAGAAGGUCUGAAUAAACACGUCACUGGGCUGUGGACUUGCGUGAACCAGCUGAAUGCUACGGUUCGAGGUCAUGCACGAGACAUUGGAGGACUGAGAGGAACCAGUCAGAGCCUCCAGAACCACAUCGCCAAUGUUGCCAGAAAUCUCCAGGAGCUGUUAAAUGGAAACCCUGGGGGGGCAGGUAAGCUUCCUUGCAUUCACGAUUCAACCUUUGUAGCUGCUGUAAGGCCUAGGUAACAAUUUUUUCCCCGGGUACACAACAAAGAGACGUCCUUGGUCUGAUAAAACCGAUUGCAUGUGUCAGUUAAUGUUAGUUCGUAUUAUUGCUGAAUUGCAGGCAUUCCUGAGCCUCUCCAUGACAUGCCCCAGUCUUAAGGAUCGCAUUUGCCCUUAUCCUUUAGGGUUCACUUGAGGCAAAAAUGCAUGCUAGUCAGCAAUAGUUCCUCGUUUUCAUUUAACACAAACUUCUGCGAGCUUAUUUCAAGCUGAAUCUGAUUUAUUUUCCUGAUUCAACAGUGGAAGCCUGAGAUCAGUCGAAUAGCUGUAAUAUUUCCCGACAUUUUUAGAUCAUUGCUUGGACCCGAGUCCAUUUGUGUAUCACACCCUGGCUGUGUUGCUGGAGAAGUUUCAAUAUUAGAGUGUGUUUCAGUGUGUAAGUGAGAGGAAGUUGGAUUUUCAUUUAACCAUGUUCUCAGUUAAAGGAGGCAGACUUGAUUGAAGACAUAUGCUUGAGCUAAUAGAGCCCACUUGUGUUGAGCAAUACCUUGGCUUAAAGAAAUAUUGCUCACUCGGCUUGUUGUGUGCAUCGAAGUGUGCUUUUAUCUGUGUUUGUUUCUGAACUAGGGAAGCCCCAAGCAUGCAUCCAUACAUUUUUGAACUCUGUUUGUCGGCGCCAAGUUGAUUUUGUCAGUUUUCUUGGUAUCUGGACUGAACUUUGGCAUUUGACGAACGGCUUUAUCUUGAGAUAAUUUGGCGUUUUAAUGUGUUCCAAUGGGGAAAAUAGCGCCUUUCUCCCUGAUCUGGAGAAAACCUUUUUCUUUCUGCAUUUUCCUGGAGAAAUAAGCUUUGAUACUUUCAGUUAAUGAGAUAAAUAAGACGAGAAUCUCUUCAGACAAAUGGAGUAAAUAUAAAAUAUAUACCUAACAGUGUGCGGCUUCUGUAAAACAGAGUAUUAGGGCCACAUUAAGACUUAAUUAGAUUUUAUUAAGACUUUAUUCUUGGAAUUAAUGAUUUUAGUACAGCUUUAUUCUCAUAAGUAAUUACUUUAUUAGGACUUUAUUCCCGUAGUAAUUAAUUUAUUACAACUUUAUUUUCAUAAGUAAUGACUUUACUCUCGUUAGUAAUGAUUUUAGCAAGACUUUAUUCUCUAAGUAAUUACAUUAUUACAACUCUAUUCUCGUAAGUAAUGAUUUUAUUACGACUUUAUUCUUGAGUAAUUACUUUAUUACUACUUUAUUCCCCUAAAUAAUGACUUAACUCUUGAAAGUGAUGAUUUUAGUAUGACUUUAUUCACGUAUAUAAUUAAUUGAUUUGGACUUUAUUCUCGUAAGUAAUGAUUUUAUUGGACUUUUUUCUCGCAGUAAUUACUUGAACAACGACUUAAUUCUCAUAAGUAAUGAUUGUAGUACAACUUUAUUCUCAAAUUCUCUACAAAUUUAAUCUUGUAGUUAUUUCUUUAUUACGACUUUAUUUCUUUAAGUAAUUACUUUAUUAUGACUUUAUUCUUGUAGUUAUUUUCAUAUUACGACUUUAUUCUUGUAAGUAAUGACUGUACUCUUGUAAGUAAUUACUUUUUUACAACUUUAUUCUCUUAAGCAAUUAAUUUAUUACAACUUUAUGUCCAUGGUAAUUACUUUAUCCCAACUUUUUUUGGUAAGUAUUAACUUUAUUCUCGUAACUUUAAUCUUGAAGCCUAUUUUUUUGUUUUCUUUACGUGACCCCAAUACUCCGAUGUACUUCUGUAACAUAGCAAUGUGAGAACAUGAGUACGAUCAGGUUGGGUUUUCUUGCACAUGGACUUGCCUUUGUUGAUUUUAUAUUGCAGCAUAUGUUGCAUACUUCUUGUAUGAGUCCACUCUGUAAUAGUGCCUAUGAGACCCUGUUGGACUUCUCUGGCUCUCACUGUUAUAAACGUGACCUCGAAUCACACCCAGUAUGUUUACAAGCCAAGUGUCUUCCUGCGGGACCAGUUAGCUUUUAAUCACUGCUUUAUGGAGCAGGUGAUGUAGCACAUGAUCCACUUCAGAAUCUUGAGGGAGGAGAGGUGAAAGGAAAACAGUCCUGGUUCUUGUUCUGGUUCCGGUCCAAGUCCACGACCAAAGGAUUUACAUUCAGAUAUGUUUCAGUUUCUGCUUCUGAGUUGUCUCUGCAGCCCUGACGUGCCAGUUCUCUUGUUAUUACUGGAUCUGUGAUAACUGGGACAUGUUGCCACUCCACCCCAGAGUUGCUGUCAUAAAACUGCGUUUAAUUUAUCAUCCUGUCAGUGGGAAAUUUUGCAACUGGGAGCUCAUUUUGCAUAAUUUCCAUUCAUGCUCCCAGUGAUGUUACCAGGGGCCGUUUUGCAGCUUGUGAAGCAAAGUCUUGAGCUCUGUGUUCACUUCUGCUUUCCCAGCUGCCUCAUCCCAUUGUUUCCCUGCUUGCUUAUCUGCAGAGGCUGGAAAUUUUAGCUUGCAGAAGUCCAUUACAGAAAGAUCUCCACACAGCUUAUCAAUGAUCCACUCACAGAGGCCACUCCUGGGCGUCUUUAUUUUCAAGCCAAAAGCAUCAGCAUGUUUAGAUUAGGUGCUACCAGAUCAGCGUGGCCCAUUUUCCUCACACCCUUUUCAGGACUUAUUUUGUUUCUUUCUCUUAAAGUUCGUCUGCAGCACUCUCAUAUAUUUUACCUUCCACGGCUCAGCUCCUUUUUUGUUGAAAUAAACAGUGCAAACACUAAAAGCAGCAGCAGGGUCCCAGGGGCCAUAUGUCAACGUGUUUACCAUGAUGUCAUGGUGGCGUAAACCUUGAAGGAGAGGGUCAAGAAAGGGAGGAAGGGAGAGACAAGAUGUCACCCUGAUCGUGACUUUCACACUUGAGUUUAUUAUGACUUGUUGACACAGCAUGAAAGAAACACAAAAGCCACUGACCCUUAGUUUCGCCACCCAUCUCCUCAUUCAACAGCUGAGCACAUAUUUCUGAGAGUCUGUGACUUCAGCUGCAGCUGCUGGAAGUAAAAAAACAACAAUAUUAAAGUCUGUUUUUGGCUUUAAAGGGGUAACUGGAUAAACUUGUUUUAGUUGUUUCUGAUCUUUUAAUGAUUCAUCUAACACCAAAUAAUACAAACCAGAAAUUCUGAAGUAUUCUUACUUUCUCACGGAUUAUCAAGCUGAGUUAAAUACUUGAUUCUGAUUGGAUGAGAACAGAUUCAGCUGCAGACAAAGCAGAGCUCCUUAAGCACUUGCACAGUUGGACCCCCCACUCGGAUCUCAGCUGUGAGAAGGAAACGAAGCGAUCCUACCUCUCAAUAUUAAAACAAGUCGUAUCUUGUAGCCCAGGUAGUACCACCGUGAUCAGUUGAUCCUCUAUUUUCCAGAUAGAUGUCAUCAAGAAAUCUCCAUCCUGAUUGGCUAUCGUGGUGAGGAUUCGCUUGAACCAUUAACAGUAGUUACAAUAGCAAUAGUAAAAGUCGUGUUUACCUCAAGAUGUUUCAACAGAGCUGCAUGAGGCCUCGGCUCAUUUUAAACACCACAGCAGAGCUCUAUUGUUGGGACAUUUUGAGAUAAGUAAGCAUGUUUUCCUGCUCCUGAUAGGACUCAGCGGUUGAGCUCGAGGGUCAAUGACCUACAGAGAUAAAAUAACUUUUUCUUUAAGUGACAUGCUCCAGUCAGUGGUCAAACAUGAUAACCCCAUCAUGUACCAAAGACAAGACAGGACCUGACAGAAAGCCCCCCAGAACAAUGAAAACCUGUGAGGAAGCUGGUGACUAUGGCUGCUCUGUUUAUGCCCUGUUAUCCUGACGGAGUGGGUGUUACACUAUCUGACGUAAAAAGUUCAACCAUAGCUUCUUUUUUUCUUGAUUCUGGAUUUAUUAGUUCCUAAAUCAAAGUCUGAAGAGCACAGCUUGUUUUUGUUAGAAGUGACUCAUAAAGUCAACACUCACUAAAUUGUCAAGCAGUCAUGAUUAUGUGGUGUGUUAUGUGGGAAAUUGCCAUUCUUGUGACAUACAGGGUUGUUGUAUCCAGGAACGAGCAGAGGAAGGGUGCAAUUAUUAUUUUUCCUGUCAAGUUCAGAUCCAGCUGCAUUUAUUUAGAACUCGCCUCUUUCAUCAUGAUCAAAAAAACUCUAAUAAUUAUAGAUGUUCUCAUACAGAUACCAGUAUUUAAUGCUGAUACAAUACUAUUAUCAGUAUAAGCCCUCUAUGAAGCCUGAAAUGUGCCAUUCCAACUGGAAAACAUACCAGCAUGCUCCAAAUGGAUACCCUACUUUAAUAGCCGUACUUAAAAAAAAUCAAGUGAUUCCCGUUAAAUUAUCAAGUUACUGCAAAAUCAAAAACUGUGCAGUGUUACAGUAGAAAGCUGUUAUUGUUAUUAUUAAAUAUAAAUUAGGUAAAGGUUAUCCAGAGCUAAACAGACAUGUAGUGAAACAUGUGUUUAUAAUAAGUAAUGGAUGUUGCACAGCAGAUAGUCUAAAGCAUGAUGGAGAAUGUGUUCUGCAUUGAAAAGAGAGUCUUGACUUGGAAGGUAGAUGCAAAUAAUGGAGUGCAUGGUAAACAAUGGGAUUAACCUCAUAGAAACUAAUGUAUAUUUACAGUAGAUAACGAGUUGUAUGGCAGAUAAUGAAUGUGGCACUGCAGAUGGUCUGUAAAGCUCAGUAAAUAAUGUGUAUUUGACAAUAGAGAAUGAAUUGCAUGGCCAGGAAGUGCAAAUCAGAUGGCAGAGAUUAUAUACUCCAUAUAAAAUACUGAUAAUUGUACUGCAGAUAAUGCACGUUUCUCCAAGGGUAAUAAAUCACAUGGCCAGAUAAUGUUAUGUUACACAAUAGAAAUUUUACAUUGCCUACAAAAUAAUGAUAAUUGCACUGCAGAUAAUGCAAAUUUCCCCAAAAGUAAUGAUUUGCAUGGCCAGGUAAUGUUCAAUAGACAGUAGAAAUUCUAUGCUGCAUACUAAAUCAUGAGAUUGUGCAGCAGAUAAUGCAUAUUAUAUGCAGAUAAAAUGGUUUAAAAUGAAUAAUGUUAUGCAUAUUAAAAAUGCACUCGUGAAUUGCAAGGUAAACAAUAUAUAUGGCACAGUAAUAAAGUUUUUGUGCAUGGCAGAUAAUGUCUUAUUGCAUCAUAAAUAAUAUAUUGCAUGGCGUACAUGUAUUUUGCACGAUAGGUAGUGUUUCACGUUUCAAAGUCAGUCAAAAGGAGCAGUAAUAGUAGUCGUAGUUAGUAGUAGUCAUCUGUUUUAUAUACAUGUUAAAGUCCUUAUACAUUAAUGCAGUGGUUUUGCAGUGGUUUUGAAGGGUUUUUGGUAUCAGCUGACAUUUGGUCUUGGUCUUGGUAGGAAAGAAAGGACAUCUGCACAUCUUUACUCACAUGUAUACAUUUCCCUCUCUGGUCCUCAUUGUUCCAGGUCUAAAAUCAGCUAUGAAUCCUCUCCAUCAAAGGCUGCUUACUGCCACAAAUACCUCAGUUUAUAUGAGGAGCAAGAAGACUAACAAAUGCAGACCAGUGAAACACAAGCAUAUGUGCAGACUUUUGCCCCCUGUGCUGUUUUACGGUCACACACCGGUUCCUCUACACAUGGUGGGCUUAACAAGCAGACUACUCUGCUUUUUUAUACCAAAUUACCUUUUUCCCCGGGGUUAGGGGACAAGCUGCCUGGUGAUUGAACAUGUGGCGGUGCUUUGGUAUGCUGCUGGUAUGCCUUUAAUGUCCCUAUUUUCCCAGUGAAACAGCAGAGUGGUUGUCCUCUUAUGGAAACAGUGACAAUGUGCCCCCCAGCCAGGCCGAGUGAUUUGAUGAUAAACUCCAGGGUCCUUCUCAGGAAUCCAGAGUUCCAUGAUCACUGUAUAAAGCCUGAUGGGGUGGUGCUCUGUCAUUUUCUUAGUUUAUUGCCACAAUAACAGGCUUUGAGAAUCACUCUCUGCUUGGUUGUUAAUGAGUCACUCCCAUAAACAUCAACACAAUUACAUGCACUUUAAAAAAACUGGAUAGCACUUAAUCACAUGUUGUUUUAUUUACUCGAUAUUUUUGCAGCAGAUAAUUAAUUUUACUGAUUGAAAAAGAAGAGGUGAAAGAAAUACAGUAGCUGAACAUGACAUUAGGCUAAUAUGAGAAGACCUUAAAUGAUUGUAGUGCAGUGAAACCCCAAUUAUGGUUCAUUUAAAACAGUGGUUCUCUACUGGUCUCACUCUGGGACUCCUUGAGUUGCGACCCACUUUUAUAGAAUUUCAAACCAAGCAAAUUUGUUUUUUAUGUAUAAAAAAAUAAAAACCUGUAAAAACUCUAAUCUUUAACAUAAAUCCACUUGUUUUAUUGUAUAAGGGGACAACAUGAUGACGGCAACUGCUGAAGUUACAUAUAGAGAAAAUAUCGAUUAUCUAGUAAAUAUCGCAUUAAAUAUUUAUUUUUUAACUAGCUGUUCGUGAUCAAUUCAGAAUGUGUCCAUGACCCACCAGUUGAGAAGCACUGAUUAAAAAUGCAUCAUAAAUAUUUUGAGUUUGUUUUCAGGGUAGAUGUGGUUAUGAUCCUGUAAAUUGAUUAAAAAAGUUAAAGCAGCUGAGGAACUUUUGCUUGAGUUAGUUUCGGCGCCCCCUUGUGGACCAAAGGAUUUGGGAAUUUCAAGACAUAAAACACAGAUUAACUCUAUCAUUGGAAUUUUUUAAAGAUGUUUUUAUGUAUGGUAAAAAUCCAACCAUUCUGUACAUACAGGAAUCUUUAAAACCUGUACUUAAAGGUCCCGCGACUUGAUUCAUGUCAGAAAAGAAAUCUUAUGUCGGCAUAUGACAGUAUCAGAAAAGGGAAUAUGCUAGUUAAAAUGUGCAUGUGGAGUGAAAUUGCGCAGUUUUUGUCCACAGAGGGCACUAAAAGCAGCAGAAAUCGUAAAUUCAAGCUCCCUAAAGCUCUGACAGCAAACUUUAACCUGCCAUUGAAAUGAAAAAAGCUGAGGUCAGCAGCAUUAUGAGUGCAAGUCAUUCCAGUGAGUCAGUGAGGAUGAGAUUUACGACUAAAUUGUGUAUUUAGUGUAUGAUGUUGUAAAGUAGAGAUGACUACAGCUGGCCUUCAUUUCAGUCCAUAUUGUAUUCCAGUCAGGUCUUCUUCUUCUGCUCUUAAUUGAAAAGUCUUGAACAGCUUUAUGAGAGGACUAUCUGACAGAGUUACAGGGGUGAGGUUAGUAAGCAGCUGGUUUGUUAACACGUCUGACCUCCAAACAUCUGGCCCUGCAUCUGUCUCUGUCAGACCUCCAGCCCCAGCUCCAUCGCUCACCUCUUUAUCUGUCUUUUUCAGGUGUUAGCGUUGCCGUCGACAACUCAGGUCUCAUCCAGAGUUCAGGUCAGAGCCUCACAGAGCCCCUGGACCCCUCCCUGCUGCAGCCCCCUGUAAUGGAGACGGGACAGGCGGGGCCUCCAGGCAAGAUGAGCUCAUCCAAGUUGCCGAAGGGGACAGAUGGCAGCAUGAUGCCUGUUCAGGGUUUUGCUGGAGCUCCAGGUGAAACACACACACAGAGACACUUAAAUGGACUCUGCUAUGAAAUCAUCCUUCAGUGUUUUCAUUGUCUUGUUUUAUUUUGCAGCUUCACCAACCAAAGUCACUGAUUCGCUGAAAUUUGACACACCCUUCAACAAAGGUAACCUCGAAUUCCUUCUUUUCUGUCAUCUCACCAAACUCAUUUUCGUUUUCAGCAGAUGUGACAAGCUCCAAGUGAGUUUUUAAUUUAUGAUUCAGCUCCUGACUCACUUGAUCUUCAGCGUGUUUAUGUGUUGUGUCCUCCGCUGUGCUCAGGUGAGACCGUGUCCUUCUCAGCUGGUCUGACUCUCCUGCCAUUCCCAGGAGAGAUCGGGAUCAUUCGAUUCAAUAAGGUGCUCGUCAACGAUGGAGGACACUAUGACUCUCAAACAGGUAGCUGACCCUAGUUGUAAGGAUGCCUAGUCCACACUCUAAAAACUCUUGGGUUAUUUCUUCAACCCAAUUCCUGGGUUAUAUGUGUUGAGUUAAAUUUCUUGGUUAUUUUUCAGAUCUAUACCCAUUUCUUGGGUCAUAUGGAUUCUAUUGUAACCCAAUUCGAGGGUUAUUUGAAUGGGUCAAUAAUUAUAAUUAAUUAUGGGUCAAUAAAAUAAUUUUCUGAGAGUAACCCAAUAAUUGGGUCAGACGUUGGGUUUGAUUGACUCUGCGUGGUUUUUAGGCCUAAUGGCAAUCAAAGUGACCUGGUGACCUUGUGAACUUUGACCAUAUUGGGGUAGCUCGGGGUAGCUACCCCAAUAUAUAUUGGGCGGCUGGGGUAGCUCAGCGGGUAGAGCAUCCGGUUGGGGUUCGAAUCCCACAUGAGACUCAUCUGUAAGUAGAACUACAUCCACCAGUAUGGGUCCUUAAGUAAGACCCUUAGCGCUAUGGCCUACAAUCAGUUUGAUAAAAGUACAUGGGAAAAUAAGGUACAGGUUGUAAAAGCAAAGUUCCCGAAAAAAAGCUCCCCAUACAUCAAUUUAAUCCAAGAUCAUGAGUCAAAUUAACUCAAAUAUUGGGUUAACUUGACCCUUAAAAAGUGUUAUUGAGUCAGCCCAAAAUUUGGGUGAAUUUGAAUAACCCAACAUUCAUGGUCAAAAUAACCCAAUAAGUAGUUGGUCCCUUUUCAACCCUGGUGUUGGGUUAAAAACAACCCGAGUUGGGUUAUUUUUAACCGAGUAGAGUGCAUGUUCACACUUUAAAGAAUGGAAGGUCCACACAAAUGAUCAUUUUCACAGGCUUUACUGGUCGCAGAUCUGGGUUACAGCUUCAUUAUGCCACAAGUGUAACAAAGACUGGUCUGAGACUGUUCAAGUAAAUGUAGUUGUCCACAUUUCCAAACAUUCUGAUUGCAUCUUGUUGACCUGAAGGAGAGUCCAUGUAGGGUAAUAUUAAAGCACAACAUAUUUUGGGAGCCUGAGGGAUGUUAAACAUGGGUACAAAGUCCUUGUUGAGGAUGGUUGUUGGAGGCCCAUGGCUCCAGAAAUCUAGCACCAAAGUAUCCAAGGUAUUUGAGUGACACAGCUCUACCACCCUUAAAGCUGACAGGACUGGCUAAAGAAAAUCACCAUAACACUAGUUGAAAUGGUAAGAGACGCCUUUAAAGGUGAUCAUACCUGCUAGUGAGAGCAGGUAUAAUGAAAACAACAGAGGGCCCAGGAUAGGACCAAGGGGGACUCCAAGACGGCCUUGUUUGGUUGUUGAUAAAACCCCUUCUUCCUGUGUUCUCAGGUAUCUUCACAGCUCCUACAGACGGCCGCUACCUGUUGACCGCUGCGCUCACAGCCCAGCGAGGCGAGAGAGUGGAGGCCGUCCUGUCUGUGUCCAAUCGCAGCAUCCAGAGGUUAGACUCCUCCGGCUUUCUCUCUGGAGAAGCAGCAGCGCCGGCACAUGAUCGCUGUAACUGCAGCAGCACGACGUCUUUGAGUCUGGUUCUGCCGCUGAAGAGAGGGGACCGAGCGGGACUGGUCAUGACCGCCGGAAAACUCGCCAUCUCGGCUACCCCUGAAAUACUGUCGAGUUUUAGCGCCGUGCUGCUUUACCCAAGUCCAUCGAAACGGUAGCCUUGCUUUUUUAAAGACACU
Molecule: messenger RNA, 13657 nt
Organism: Xyrichtys novacula (pearly razorfish)
Lineage: Eukaryota; Metazoa; Chordata; Actinopteri; Labriformes; Labridae
Source: the annotation of a GenBank genome assembly